Fusarium musae is the source of this 1515-nucleotide messenger RNA. RefSeq lists its product as uncharacterized. The record is from RefSeq and is a predicted model, not a curated record. The transcript is spliced from 5 exons. Lineage: Eukaryota; Fungi; Ascomycota; Sordariomycetes; Hypocreales; Nectriaceae. The coding region runs from base 1 to 1515 and encodes 504 amino acids.
AUGAGCCGGCUUCAACACCCAACAUUAGGUACCAUCGAAGGCCUAGCCAGUGGAAAUGUCACGCAAUUCCUUGGUAUCAAGUAUGCUUCAUUAGAUCACAGAUUUGGGACACCAAAGCUGUACAAUGGCCAGGCAUCCUCAGGUCUUGUUAAUGCCAAAUCAGUGGGACCCGCUGCCAUUGGCAUUCCGAAUGGCUGUCAACUCGAGCAUGGCCUGAUCCAGCAUAGCCUACCAAUCCCCGACUUCCCGCCAGAGUCAGAUACUGAGUGUCUCAACCUCUCAGUCACCGUUCCAUGUGAUAGAGUAAGAGCAGGAAAGAAACUGCCCGUCUUUGUUUUCAUUCAUGGCGGUGGCUUGGCCUUUGGUUCUGGGACAUGGCCGCAAUAUGACCAAGCCAAGAUCGUUCGUCGGUCAGUCGAGUUGCAACUCCCCAUAAUUGGGGUGGUGAUCAAUUACCGUACAAAUAUAUUUGGUUUUCUGACUUCAGAGGAGUUACGCAAAGCAGGCUUCAAGGCCAACAAUGGUCUUCGGGACCAGAAGGUCGCAUUCGAGUGGGUUAGAGCGCACAUUGAAGGAUUUGGAGGUGAUCCCGAUCAAGUCACUGCUAUCGGGCAGAGCGCUGGAGGAGUAUCACUGGACGCUUAUGAACAGUUUUAUCAGGAGUUCUGCAAAGCACAAGGCUUUGGAGACAUCUCUGGAGAAGAGAGAAUACGGGCCAUCGAAGACCGAGACAGCCUCGAACUGCUUCUCAAAACGCCCCCUUCCGUACCUUCGCUCCCAGCAUUGGACCAUGACCUAUUGAAAGAGGAGAUCAGUUUCGAGAAAGCCAAGGACUGGUCAAAUGCACAACAACCCCGACUUCCUGGACUAGAAUGGUGCAAAGAAAUUGUCUUUGGCGAUUGUGAAUAUGAUGCUAGUGUGUUCUUGCGUCCCCUGACUGCACGGGGUUCGAACGUCGCGCAAGAGCUCUCGAACUCACUCAAUCGUGCCAUUCCAGGCAAGCAGCUAGCCAUCGCCGCCUUGCUUGACGAUUACGGUAUAUCUAAUGCUGUGGAUGACGGCUCAGCGUGCCUUGCAAUUUCACACCUCGCCAACGACCUCUCAUUCUAUCUUCCCUGCGAUGUAUUCGCACAAUUCUUCCCGGGAACAAAAUACAUUUAUCAUCUGAACGAACCCAAUCCAUGGGACGGCCCAUUCAGAGGAAAGGCUGCGCACGUUGUGGAUGCCACGUUUCUCUUCAAGAACUUUGACCAGUUCCUUCCCCCAUGGACAAAGGCAGUGGCACAGGGGUUCGGUGACAAUAUUAUCAAAUUUGUCGCUGGCCAAGUGCCAUGGCAGGCGAGCUUGAGCGACGAUCGUGUGGCAUUAGUAUAUGGAAAUGACGCUAGAGGCGGGGAAUUACGCAAGGACGAGCCGGAAGGUGUCGGUAGGCGGGCAGCCUUGUUUCGGUAUGAAGAGUCCAUCGGCUUUGACGCGCUUCUGGAGGCUGUCAGCGAGUUCGUGGCUGGGAAGUAG